AUGGCGUACCAGGAUCUUCCAUCCCGUCAAAAAUCACAGAGACUAAUUAACAAAAUGAGACUGAACCGUAAUCGGUUUCAACAAUUCAGACAAAAAGCCAAAAAUAUUAAUAAUAUUAAUGAGUUACUUCCAGGUUUGAAUGAUAUUAGUGAUGCGUUCGAAGCGUUACCACAAGAUUUGAUAAAAUACUUUACAUUGUUGAAGGAAAUAGAUGCCAAGUGUAUAAAUACUUUUCCGAGGAUAAACAGUUUGAUUAGCAAAUACAUUGCAAACUUACAUUCUACAAACGAGGAUCCUGAUUCAGUGAAGGUUGAUAACUUGUCACGAAUGAAGAACAAAAUUAAUGAGAUCAUCCCAUGCCUCGAAGAAAAAAUGCAUGUUACUUCUGUAGCAUCAGAUCUCAUGAGUAAGCACUUGUUUAGAAUCAACAACGAUUAUAAGUUGAUUGUGCAAAAUAACGAAAUUCCUGAAUCAAUAAGAAUUGGACCCUUGAACCAUCCGGCCAUGAUCAUGGACUCCUCUUCUCCAUCUGAUGUUGCGAACCCAAACAGAUCUGCUCAGAGUCAAAGGAGUGAAAGCAGGCGAGAAGCUUUGGCCGCUAGAAAGGCGAAUAAGGAAAGCGAUGAUACCGACAAGAGAAAGAAAGUUAAGGACCCGACACCCGAAAAUAAAUCCAGUAGUCAAUCCAACACAGGUAAAAAGAGAUCAAGAAAAGAUACCGAGGAGGUUUCGCGGUCAGGAACACCAGUUGGCCAACCAAGCAAGAAGAGAACGAAUAAAAUAAGGACAGACGAAGGUUCAUCUAAUACGGCCCAUCAAAACAGUAAUAAAAAUACAUUGGGCUCCAGUAACUCCAAUAGCAAUGAACCCACAUACUGCUAUUGUAACCAGGUGUCUUUUGGAGAGAUGGUGGGUUGCGAUGGUGACGAUUGCAAAAGAGAGUGGUUCCAUCUUCCGUGCAUUGGAUUUAAAAACCCUCCAAAAGGUAAGUGGUAUUGUGACGACUGCCUAGUCAAGAUGAAGACCUUAAAGAAGAUUUAA
This is a messenger RNA of Priceomyces carsonii, 1041 nucleotides long. It is a transcript of the gene PHO23, whose product is annotated as Pho23p. Gene Ontology annotation, cellular component: histone acetyltransferase complex; nucleus. The coding region runs from base 1 to 1041 and encodes 346 amino acids. NCBI's taxonomy places the organism in Eukaryota, Fungi, Ascomycota, Pichiomycetes, Serinales, Debaryomycetaceae. Gene Ontology annotation, biological process: regulation of DNA-templated transcription. The transcript has a single exon. The record is from RefSeq and is a predicted model, not a curated record. Gene Ontology annotation, molecular function: histone acetyltransferase activity.